AGCGACUUACAACGGCAAACCGCAAUAACGUGCAAGUAAAUUGUAGUUCGCAACUCGUUCGUUCUCCCAUUAAUACCUCACGUGAAAACCAGUCAGUUUUUGGAAGUUUAUUCCAUUUUUCUGGUGAAUCAGAGCUUGGGCGGAUGAUGCAAGCCUGGACUACACGGGGGCCCUGCCCAAGCGCGCAGAGCUGUAGAAAAUCAUUCAUGCAUACGGGAUCAAGGAUCUGUGCCAAUUAUAAACUACAGCUCAUUGGGAACAGCCAUGCCCACCUGCUGGAUGCUUGUCCUCAUUUGCCUCGCUUUCGUCGCAUCCAGUUAAAUGGGACCCCGGAGGUCAACCGUGGUGCGAUGACUGCGGAGGCAAGCGGCAGCGAUGACCGCAAGGUCGGAGUGCUUUUCGUUUGCCUCGGGAACAUCUGCAGAAGCCCGACCGCGGAGGCGGUCUUCCGCUCCGCAGUAGAGAGGGUGGGGCUAGCAGCCGCCUUCGACAUUGACUCUUGCGGUACAGGCGGUGGCAGCCCUGACUGGUUUACGGAGGGGGGUUGGUCGUAUCACGAAGGCGACGCGGCGGAUUCACGCAUGGCGGUUACAGCCCGCAAGCGUGGGGUGCUGAUCACGUCGCGGUCCCGGCCGCUGCAGCCCGUGGACCUUACCCGUUUCGACUACAUUAUCGGAAUGGACGCCAAGAACCUGCGUGCCAUUCGGGCUGCCGCCGACUACUGGCUGGUCCGGCCCAUGGGUCAGGGCAAGGUGCCUCAGGACUACAGCCGGCGCAUCAGCCUUAUGACCAGCUACUGCAG
Volvox carteri f. nagariensis is the source of this 802-nucleotide messenger RNA. RefSeq lists its product as uncharacterized. NCBI's taxonomy places the organism in Eukaryota, Viridiplantae, Chlorophyta, Chlorophyceae, Chlamydomonadales, Volvocaceae. The record is from RefSeq and is a predicted model, not a curated record. The annotation marks the transcript as partial. The transcript has 6 exons.